AAGAUCAUCAUUGAAAGUAGUCGUGCCACUACAAUUUCUCAACUGUGUGAGAGAGCAAAUUAGGAGUAAUAAAAUAAAUUAACCAAAAAGAGUAUGGCUGAAAACAGGCAAGUGAUGGACGUAAAUCCACAACAAAUCAUCCCAAGGUCGUGGAUUUGGACAACAAUUGCUGGAAUUACAAUUGAAGGACCAAUUUUGGGACUUAUGGGUUUCAGUUUCUUGAGUUCUUUGAUACUUCUGGUGAUAACUUCUCCGUUACUCAUAAUAUUUAGUCCUCUGUUAAUUGGUGCUGCAUGUGUAUUUUUAGUAGCCAUGGCAGGGUUUGGGGUGGCUGGAAUUACGGCUGUUUUUGGAUUGUCUUCGUUUGUUGUGGUGUAUCGUUCACUAAUUAAAGAUAGAAAAAUUGGCCAAAUAUAUAGCGAUGAUAAAAUGAUACAACCGGCGGAGACGGACGAGGAGGAGGAGGAGCAGCAGGACGACACCGAAGUGCCAGUAAUUUUCCACACAGGUACCACGGAUAGAAUUGAGCCAGAUGAGGCUGUAAAGGAGAAGCAACAAGGUGUUAUUACUGAGCCAGUUGCAGUGGAUAGAAUGGUUGAGCUCUUUGAAUCUUUAAAAGAUGACACCCCUGCUGUCACAAUAAUUAAUGUGGUUGAUGAGUCGGAGGAUAUGCCUAGCUCUGGUGGCUAUUUGCAGCAAAAUGUUCACCGACAGAUCCCAGUACAAGAGGUUUAACAAAUAUACAUGUUUAGAAGUGGCUAUAGUUUAAACACGUGUACCAUAUUUUGCUUUUACUAAGUUUCAGCUCAUGAUAGGAUUUUUUUUUUUUUUUUGGUCUUUAUUUCUAAGUUCUACUACCA
This is a messenger RNA of Lycium ferocissimum, 860 nucleotides long. Its product is annotated as oleosin L. Gene Ontology annotation, biological process: lipid storage. The record is from RefSeq and is a predicted model, not a curated record. Lineage: Eukaryota; Viridiplantae; Streptophyta; Magnoliopsida; Solanales; Solanaceae. Bases 94 to 735 code for a protein of 213 amino acids. Gene Ontology annotation, cellular component: monolayer-surrounded lipid storage body; membrane. The transcript has 2 exons.